GGGAGGGAGGAGGCAGCGGCCGCCAUCAGGCAGUGGCGCCGCGCCGGUCGUGGCUGUGGUCGAGGGGCUGGGCCGGGCAGCCGGGCCGGCUGAGGCGGGGGGCGCGGGCCGGCCGUGGGGCGAUGAGGAGCCGCAGCAACUCGGGUGUGCGCCUGGACGGCUACGCCCGCCUGGUCCAGCGGACCAUCCUCUGCCACCAGAAUCCAGUUACAGGGCUGCUUUCAGCUGGUGCGGACCAUAAAGAUGCUUGGGUACGGGACAACAUCUAUAGCAUCCUGGCUGUGUGGGGGCUGGGAAUGGCUUAUCGGAAGAAUGCGGACCGGGAUGAGGAUAAGGCCAAAGCCUAUGAGCUCGAGCAGAAUGUUGUGAAGCUGAUGCGGGGACUCCUACAGUGUAUGAUGAGACAGGUAGAUAAGGUAGAGAAGUUCAAACGCACCCAGAGUACCAAGGACUGCCUACAUGCCAAGUAUAACUCUGCAACUUGUGCCACGGUGGUUGGAGAUGACCAGUGGGGGCAUCUACAAGUGGAUGCAACUUCACUGUACCUGCUCUUCUUGGCACAGAUGACUGCAUCAGGGCUACGUAUUAUCUUCACCCUCGAUGAAGUUACCUUUAUUCAGAAUCUUGUUUUUUACAUAGAAGCUGCCUACAAAGUUGCUGAUUAUGGAAUUUGGGAACGUGGUGAUAAGACAAACCAGGGCAUCCCUGAACUGAAUGCGAGCUCCGUAGGGAUGGCCAAAGCUGCUUUGGAAGCAAUUGAUGAACUAGAUCUUUUUGGAGCUCAUGGAGGACACAAAUCAGUGAUUCAUGUUCUUCCUGAUGAAGUAGAACAUUGUCAGUCUAUUCUAUACUCCAUGUUGCCAAGGGCAUCCACAUCAAAGGAGAUAGAUGCUGGCCUUCUGUCUAUUAUUUCUUACCCGGCUUUUGCAGUGGAGGAUCUAAACCUUGUUAAUGUAACGAAGAGUGAAAUCAUAUCCAAAUUGCAGGGCCGCUAUGGCUGCUGUCGCUUUCUCAGAGAUGGCUACAAGACACCCAGAGAGGAUCCAAGCAGGCUGCACUAUGAUCCCGCUGAGCUCAAGCUCUUUGAGAAUAUAGAAUGUGAGUGGCCAGUGUUCUGGACAUACUUCCUAAUUGAUGGAGUAUUUAAUGAGGACAAAAUUCAGGUACAAGAGUAUAGAGAGGCUCUGGAAGGAAUACUUAUUAGAGAGAAGAGUGGAAUAGUGCUAAUGCCUGAAUUGUAUGCUGUCCCUCCAGAAAAGGUAGAUGAGGAGUAUGAAAAUCCUCACUCAGUGGAUCGUGUUCCAGUGGGAAAGUUGCCUCAUCUUUGGGGCCAAUCAUUGUAUAUCCUUAGUUGCCUAUUAGCAGAGGGGUUUCUUGCUGCAGGUGAAAUUGAUCCCUUAAACAGGAGAUUUUCCACUGGAUUUAAACCUGAUGUUGUGGUACAAGUAACUGUUUUGGCAGAAUCUAAUCAAAUAAAGAACCUCUUGCAAGACCGUGGGAUCAAUGUUCAGAGCAUGGCUGAUAUCCAUCCACUCAGAGUGCAGCCAGCUCGCAUCCUGAGUAACCUCUACACCAUGCUGGGCCGGAACAAGAACAUGAAAUUAAGUGGACGGCCACACCGACAUAUUGGAGUGUUAGGCACCUCCAAGUUGUAUGUGAUAAGAAAUCAAAUAUUUGCUUUUACCCCUCAGUUUACUGACCAGCAUCACUUCUAUCUGGCUCUAGACAAUCAGAUGAUUGUGGAGAUGCUCAAGACAGAGCUGGCUUACCUCACUUCUUGUUGGAGGAUGACAGGAAGACCAACCCUGACGUUUCCCAUCACCCACACAAUGCUUGUUGAUGAUGGUACUGACAUUCAUCCAGCAGUUCUUGCCACCAUAAGAAAAUUAGAGGAUGGUUAUUUUGGAGGUGCAAGGGUGAAGAUAGGUAAGCUGUCAGAAUUUCUUACCACCUCUUUUCACACGUAUCUGAGCUUCCUGGAUCCAGACUGUGAUCUAAAACUGUUUGAUGACCAUAAUGAAGGCCAUAAUAGUCCUGACAGUGAAUAUGAAGGUUUUCCAGCAGAUUUCUGUGAAAAAGAAAGCCAGGAUGAGCUGGAUCAGUAUAUACAUAAUGUCCUGCAGAGUACAGCACUGAAGUCAUACCUGCCUCCAACUUCAAAGACUGCAAAUCAACCACCUGUGUUCAGCGCAAACCAUUCUACAGAAGAGAUACUGUCAAUAAUGGCCAAGACAAAGGGUUUAGAGGUUCCAGCUGUGUCUAUGUCUCUUCCCACUAAAGUUCUGAAUACGCACCGGAAGUCUCUGAAUCUCGUUGAUAAUCCUCAUUUGUUUGAGACAAAGGAUCAUGGAAAUGUUUUGCACUUACCUAAAGAUGCUCAUGGUGAUUUGGAUUGUAGGAAGCUUGUUGAGCAGCUGAAGGAAUGUCCAACGCUCCACGAUCAAGCAGAUAUCUUGUAUAUCUUGCAUAUACUAAAAGGCGCUGACUGGGACACAGAGCUGGAUGGACAGUACGGUGUUACUGUUCACUGCCUGCUCAAUGAGCUUUACAGAAAAGCAGGCCUCAAUCAAGAGUGGGGUUUAAUCCGUUACAUUUCUGGUAUACUCAAGAAAAGAGUAGAAGUCCUGGCUGAGGCAUGCACAGACCUUCUCUCGCACCACAAGCAACUUACAGUGGGCCUGCCACCAGAACCCCGUGAGAAAAUCAUCACCACCCCGCUGCCACCUGAGGAGCUCACAGAUCUUAUUUAUGAAGCCAGCGGCCAAGACAUCAGUAUUGCAGUCCUGACACAGGAAAUAAUUAUGUACUUGGCGAUGUAUGUCCGGUCACAGCCUAGUCUUUUUGUGGAGAUGCUCAGGCUCCGCAUUGGUCUGAUAAUUCAGGUGAUGGCCACUGAGCUGGCUCGAAGUCUGAAAUGCUCAGGUGAAGAAGCUUCAGAGAGUUUGAUGAAUCUAAGCCCCUUUGAUAUGAAAAAUCUCCUGCACCAUAUUCUCAGUGGAAAAGAGUUUGGAGUGGAAAGAAGCUUGCGACCUGUAGAUUCCUCUUCAUCUAGCCCUGCAAUUUCUAUUCAUGAAAUGGGGCAUUCUGGAGCAACCAAAACAGAAAGAAGUGGUAUUACUAAAUUGAAGAGUGAGAUGAAGCAGAGGGGCAGUACUCCAUCAUCUCCCACUAGUACUUCUCCUACUCGGUCCAGUGGAGACACGAGCUGGGGUGACCGAAAAGGGCAGUGGCUGCGCAGAAGGAGGCUUGAUGGUGCUAUUAACAGAGUUCCUGUUGGCUUUUAUGAGAAAGUGUGGAAAAUCCUUCAGAAGUGCCAUGGUCUGUCCAUUGAAGGGUACGUCCUUCCUUCUUCAACCACCAGAGAGAUGACCCCGUGUGAAAUCAAGUUUGCUGUGCACGUGGAGUCGGUGCUGAACCACGUACCCCAGCCUGAGUACAGGCAGCUCUUGGUGGAAGCUAUUCUUGUUCUCACGUUCCUCUCUGACCUCGAGGUGAACAGCAUCGGGGGCAUCAUCCACAUAGAUCGAAUUGUGCACAUGGCCAACGACUUGUUUCUGCAAGAGCUGAAAUCAUUUGGAGCUACUGGCUGUAUCUUGGAGAAAGACGUAGCCACAGGAAUUUGCCACUUCUUUUAUGACAGUGCACCAAGUGGGGCCUAUGGCACCAUGACAUACCUAACAAAAGCCAUAAUUAUUUAUUUACAUGAUUUCCUGCCUAGCACAGGCUGUACGAUGCAGUAAGCGAUGCCUCAUGCAGGAGGGAAGGCUCAGAAGCUCCUUCUCCCCAUUUCCCUGUCAUGAACCUCUUGUUUGGUUGCUGCAUGUUUGUGUGCCGUGCACUACCUCAGCAUUUUACCCUAGUGAUCGUGCUACGUGCAUGCCUACCUGUGGGGGACAGGUAGGUGGAAUUGGGCCUGGUUUUAAGAGAGUGUGUGAGAAAUAACAAAUAACAAGGCUUAUUCUGCCCAAAGUGCAUAAAUGUAAUUCAUAUUAAAUUAGCAAGAAUUACACAGUUCUGCCAAGGGGAGGACAGAUUACUCUGUGGAGAUCAAAAGGCAUAAUAAAACGAGAGCCCUGUAUCUCAGGCAUAAAGCCUCCCAAAUAAGAGAAGUGAUGGAAUUCAUUAAUUUUUCUCCUGCUGUGUGUAAAUGUGCAUUGUUGUGAAUCACUAAUGCACGGUGUGAAACAUCCAGGGAAAUGUAAAUUAGAGGAAUAGGAAUAACUUGAAAUAACCAGGUGAUACUUCUGAUACAUUUUUAUCCUGACUCUCAUUGCAUUUGCAUCUAGCCAGUUCAGGGCUAAUGCCAGUAGAGACAAAUGUCUUAAAAUAUCCACUCAUUUGAGAAGGUAGCCUCCCUCAGGAAGUUGCAUCUGUCUUUAAUCUGAACAAAAUAGCUUCCUUCCCUGCAUCCCCAAGGCUUUGGAGGCAAAAUGUCAGGACUCCAGCUCUUCCAGGGUGACAGACAGUUUUAUGCCUGUAAUCCUUUCCUCUGAAUGCAGCAAGAUAAACCUCUUCCACUCAGGCACCUGAGUGUCCCGGUCCUUUCCCUUGCAAAUAGCCUCAGAGUUCAGAAUGGCCUAAUUGCCGGCAGUCCAGCACAGCAUGAAUUUAUGGAAGGCUUUGAUGUUUCUCUUCACACAUCCCCACCCCUUUCCCUCCCCCCCCCCUUUUUCCCCACUAUUUUUUUCUUUAUUUCCCUUUUUUUACCACCACCCCCUUUUUUUUUUUUCUCCUUUUUUUUUCUUCUUUCCUUUUUUCCCUUUUUUUUAAUUUGAAGUUGCACUUGUAGCAUGUGGUUAGGGAUGGGCUGCCUGGAAGUCUCCCCUCAGACAGCUCCCAGGUUAGUGCCUGCACCUUGAACCCACCAACCGGAAACCACUUUCUGGAGCUGCUGCAAGAAUGGUUGUGUCCUGCAGGGAGGUGGCUCUGUGGCCACUGAAAUUGAAAACAGAGGUCUGCUGCCUCUGGAGGGGAACCCCUGCUUUACCCCAGGCCUCAGCUGAGGUUUUCCUUGUGCCAGGCUGUUGGCUUUGCCACCAGCCAGCAUGCCUGUGGCUGACAGAUGAGGAAAGUGGCUGUGGCUUUCGCCUCUCCCGUGGCCGUGGGCUCCCUCAGCAGCGUGGGGGUGCGCCAGCACUGCUGCCGUGCAGGCAGGGGGGAUUGGAGUGGUUCUGUCUUGCCAGGUAGAGGGGAAAAGAGCAGAUAUAGCCUGUUAAAAGCAAGUAUUUUCUGUGCUAAUAAGCCUGAUAAAAGCAAUUUCUGCGAGACCCCUCCUCCACUCUUUCGAAACAUAACUAUGCCAUUUGUACAGGGUUUGAAAUGAGACUUUUUGUGACAGUAACACGUGGUGCUUUUGCAAAAGAGGUUUUUGGUUCCAGUUUUGUACAGGUAUCUGAAAUAACCUUGAUGAAGGGAAGGGAGUAAACCCCUGUCUCACUUGUCAUUGCCAGCAGCCGCGGUCCUGGGCAGCGAAGCUCCUGCUGGCCGUGCCACCCCGCGUGCUGUCCCCCUGCAGAGUCGCUGCUGCGGUAACGUCUGGUCGCUGGCUCAAGAGAGCAAAGGUGUGGGGAGGCCUAAGGAGGUGACUUUGUGGUUUUGCAGAGACCAGUCUGGCGGUCCAAGGGUCUGGGAUUUCUUGGACCGGGUGCUCCGAGAGGCAUGUGCCCUGUUCACCACUGUGAAAACUGUGGGCUUGUUGAGGGUCUGCCGUAAAGGUACGGUUUGGGUACAAUUAGCACUUGGAUGUGGAAGUCAUUUUAUUGGCAAGGUGCCUGUUCUGUAGGGUUUUGCCUUCAUUAUGGUUUGGGGUUUUUUUCCGUUUCAUAGGUAUUGUGAGAGAUCACUGAGCCUGUUUCCCAGCAAAUGAAAGUAAAAUCCUUUAGUGUAAGCAGACAGCUGUGACAGUGCAGAGCACGAGCACACGAGAGCCUGUGUGAUGGCUUCUUGUUCUAUCCAGUAUCAUACAAAAAGUCAUUAGUAGCAGUUAUUUUUGCUUUUCUUGUUGAAUCCUAGAUUGUGAGGGUUGCAAGGUGAUUUUCCCUCAGACUCUUAGUUUAUUUUCUUUGCCAAGGUUGUGGUGUUGUUUUUGGAAACAAGAAGGGUGAUGUUGGUUUCACAUGCAGCUGCGUUGAAGUCUAAAGCAAUUGAGCUUCUGGCCAAACAUACCCAGACACCCCUUAACACGGUUUUUGUUUUAAUGGGCGUAUCGUUAAUUUGAAAUUCAUAGUAUGACCUAGGUUUCGGUAGUUUAUGCUCAUCGUGAUCAGUUAUCACAUGGAGUGCCAGUACUUAGAAGCUAUUUAUGUGGUAAUUUGAAGAGUUUAGGUAGCUGGUGGCGGAGGGUAGAAUUCUGAAACGCUGGGCCAGUAGAAGGGACACUCGUGUUACCCCGGGGUCGGGCCCAGCUGCGACUUGCUGCUGCGUUACUGCUCGGGCAGAAGAACCACACUGGCUGGAGAGUCGCGUUUUAGCCCAAACCUGAUUAAGCACAUAAGGUUUUAUACAGACCCCCAGCUUUGCCGAGGAUCCACCUGUGUGUGUGUGUGUGAGGCUGUUGCGAAGCAGAGGUAGCGGUGGUGCUGGCGGGGGUCUGCUCCCGGUUAAGUCGCCUGACAGCUUCGCAGGUGUGCGGGGCUGAGCGCUUUGGCAGAGGCGCGGCUUGGCUGUCAGGCCAGCCUCAAGUCCUUGAAAAUUCAUUUAUGGAAACAAGGGAAAGGUAAACAGACACGUCCUGUGCCUCCGAAACCAGGGCACUGAUGAAUUAAAAUAGACCCACCUACAGGAGCACCGGCACGGCCGUGGGGGCGGCCAGGCGCGCCUGCACACAGACCGGGGCCGCUUGGGGGCCAGGAUAAUGAGCGGUGCCCAGCUCAGCACACGUACCGCAUGGCCCCCAGCCCAGCUCCUCCAGGCCAGCGCCCUCGUGGCUGUUUCCUUCUCCCGGCCGCUGUGCCGAGGGGAUGAGUGUGUCAUACUAGACAGAUCAAAAGCAGCGUUCAUCUCCCUCGGCUGCUGUUCCUCCAAGUAAAUGUGCAAACAUCAUGGUUGGGGGUACAAAGUUUAUCUGGUUUCUGCCCUGCGUAUUGUGGUCUCCUUCCCCAGGGAAAGAGCCCUGCUUGCUCAUGGAAGGUGAAGGUGAGCUGAGCAGCCCUAAACGGGGACUGUCACUUUCUGUGGUUGGAAGUGAAACACCUGGGCUGCACCCCUGGGCACAGGGCACUGCAGGGCAGCGUCACCCCUCGGCAGCGGCCCGGGGCUUGAGUGACACGAGAGCUUGGGUCAGUCUGGGCCCAGCACCGGGCACUUCCUGGUGUGGCCGGGGGAUGGGAGCAGUUGCCCACAAAGUGGGAGAAUGAAGGAUGCCACCAGCGGUGGCAUCUGCACCUGUAGGGCAAGAGUUUGGGGACUGAUUCAGUCCCUGCUCAAGGGACCACUCCCAGCUGUAACAUUAAGUAGCCGCUGCAAUAAAACUGUGGGAUAAAAAUAAAGGAUUUGUGCGUGGGGGUUAUGGAAGAAGAGCUUCAGCUGAACGGUCCGGCUUUCAAGUACAAGUAGCCGGGCUCUCUCCCACUCCCAGUUGCAGUCUCGAGUGGCUUUUUAUUCCUGGCAUUAGAUGUUUCACAGUUACUCCCCCUGCCACCCCCCCUUCUUCUGUUAGGGGUAAAGAUGCUCUAGCGUGCUGCUGGCAGCUGACAGGACGGGCUGUUUCCUCUUCUGGCUGUGUGACUCAGCUCCUCUCAUACCUCAGUACUGCAUCCCUGAAAGCCUCUUCUCGCUGCCUGCUGAGGGAAGCGCUGCACCGCAACCUUCGCAUCUCCUCUCCUGAAGCGAUCCCUCAAGGCAAGCAUCCUUCAGCUCCGUGUUAGGGUAGCUUCAGGAUCACGUCACGAGAGGGGGACAUCCAAGCUGGAGGCUGUCAGCCAUUUCUGGGCUCCCACGUCUUGCUGCACACCCUAGCUUUGCCCUCUUCUCGUGGGGGUGGUGGCAAAGGACUUUGGAGCUGCCACUGUCCUGUUCCACCUUGUUGCUUUGCGCCCACAGCAAGGAAACCUACAGUGGGAAGCGAGAGCCCACCACACACGGUGUUUGUUUAUCUUGGGUGGAGCCUUUUUGUCACCCCACUGGAGUAAGGUGGAACUCAUCCUCAGGGUGCAUAGAUCAGAAUAAAUGCAUGCUAAAAAAUACACAUUCAGUAUUACCAAUGCCAUUAAAAUUUUACUGUAAAUCUUGUUUGCACUAUUAAAGAUUUUACUUUCCCCCUCCCCUAGGCAACAGAAAUAAGUGUGUGCAUAUUUAUUCAUUCAUCUGUCAAGUUACAAAAUACUUACGGAAAAGUAGUUUGUAUUUAACUGUAGAAAAUAAGAUUUAAGAUGGAGCAGUACCUUAAGCUUGGGCUGUUGUGACAUUGUGUGAUGAUGAACUGGGAAGGAUGCUUUUUUUUGUACUGUCAACACUGUUAUUAAAUAAAACCUAGAUACUGUACUUUGCUCAUA
Molecule: messenger RNA, 8492 nt
Organism: Falco peregrinus (peregrine falcon)
Lineage: Eukaryota; Metazoa; Chordata; Aves; Falconiformes; Falconidae
Gene: PHKA2
Product: phosphorylase kinase regulatory subunit alpha 2
Exons: 31
Coding region: 123-3740 (1205 amino acids)
Biological process (GO): glycogen metabolic process
Cellular component (GO): phosphorylase kinase complex
Molecular function (GO): calmodulin binding
Source: RefSeq, a predicted model, not a curated record